AUGUAAAUGCUUACCCUAUUUAAUGAUAAAGAAAAUUAAAACAAUUUAGUAAUAAUUGAAUAUGGUUAUAUUAUAUUCAUGUAUGAGCCCGCGCAUCUGCUCAUUCUUCUUCUUCCGGAAAGCCCCUCCAAGCCGCCGGCACCAGCCUUUGAGAAAACCGGAAAGCUUCCGGAUCUGCCUUGCUCCUUCCUUCCUCACCGCCGGCUGCUCUUGAUUGUGGGUGAUUUCUGGGCAUUUUUUCGAUCCCCCUAAAUUCCCCUGCACUGCCGCCGGCUUCACCCCCCUGCUAGGUCCGGUUUGCAGCUGGAAAAUCUGGGAACGAAGUCAAGGACGGGGAAAAACGAGGGGAGUGACGUGUUAAAAGGCUAGCCGUUUUGUAAAUUGAAUACAGAUUUUAGAUAUAGAUCAUGAUCUUGUAAGUUAAACUGUAUUUGGAGAUUUUAUGAUAUCAGAGAAAAUUUAAAAUAUUAUAUUCAGAUUUUGGUAGUAUCAGAUUGUAGUAUG
Rubroshorea leprosula is the source of this 504-nucleotide messenger RNA. Lineage: Eukaryota; Viridiplantae; Streptophyta; Magnoliopsida; Malvales; Dipterocarpaceae. The record is from the annotation of a GenBank genome assembly.